This is a messenger RNA of Leptopilina boulardi, 2015 nucleotides long. Its product is annotated as putative fatty acyl-CoA reductase CG5065. Gene Ontology annotation, biological process: long-chain fatty-acyl-CoA metabolic process. The record is from RefSeq and is a predicted model, not a curated record. The coding region runs from base 273 to 1766 and encodes 497 amino acids. Gene Ontology annotation, molecular function: alcohol-forming very long-chain fatty acyl-CoA reductase (NADP+) activity. NCBI's taxonomy places the organism in Eukaryota, Metazoa, Arthropoda, Insecta, Hymenoptera, Figitidae. The transcript is spliced from 7 exons. Gene Ontology annotation, cellular component: peroxisome.
GUGGGGAGAUUUUUUUCAGACAAUCACAGUAUUGAAUAUCCAUCGACCCUAACGCAUGGAUGCAAGCAAGAUUAAAAUGUGAAGGUAUACAUAAAAGCGUUCUCCGAUCAGAGAAUGGUAGUCAGUCGGCUCAAUAAGUCACUUUAAAUCUGGACUCCCUGAAGAGAACCUCCGACAACGUCGUUUAAUUUGUUAAGUCUUAGUCAUCAAUUGGCAAAUCAAUCAGUCUUACAGGAUUCAACUUUAAAUUUCACAUUAAAAAAGAUUGAAUAAUGGAACCAACAAUACCAGAAUGGUUCCGAGAUAGAAAUGUUUUGGUGACAGGUGCCACGGGAUUUGUGGGGAAAGUUUUAGUAGCCAAAUUACUUCUCACUUGUCAGGAAAUUGGAAAUAUUUAUAUUUUGAUACGAGAAAAAAAGGAUGUCAGUCCUCAGAAUAGACUAAAACAUCUUUUACAGCAAGAACCAUUUAGAAUAUUGUCAGAGAAUAAUCCUGAGAGACUGAAAAAAAUUGUUGUCAUUAAUGGUGAUACAACAAUUGAAGGACUUGGAUUAUCGCUUACAGAUAAAAAUCGUUUAAUCGAAGAUACCUCGGUAGUUUUUCAUAUGGCUGCAAAUGUUAGAUUUGAUCUUUCAUUAAAAACUGCUAUUAAUUUAAAUACAAGAGGAACGGCUAAUGUUUUGUCAGUUAUAAAGCAGUUUAAAAAAUUAAAAUCAUUUAUUCAUGUAUCAACUGCAUAUUGUCAAUGUGGAGAAGAAAUUUUAGAAGAACGUGCUUAUCCAACGCCAAUUUUACCAGAAAAAAUGUUCACUCUUAUUGAUACAAUGAAUGAUAAUAUUUUAGAAGCAUUGACACCAAAAUUAUUGGGUGAUCAACCAAAUACAUAUGCCUUUAGUAAGGCAUUGAGCGAAGCUGUUGUGUCAAAAUCUGGCAUACCUACAGGCGUUGCUCGACCCUCGAUCGUGACUGCAUCUUGGAAGGAACCAGCUCCAGGCUGGGUUGAUAAUAUGAAUGGACCAACUGGUUUAAUGAUAGGAGCUGGCAAAGGUGUAAUUCGUUCGAUGCUCUGCAAUCCCGACUAUCUCACCGAUAUUAUACCUUGUGAUCUUGUGGUUAAUGCCACAAUUACACUCUCAUGGAAAGUUGGCAUUGAACAACCAACUGAACCAAUUUUCAUGAAUGUUACUGAAAGUGGAAAAAAUCCAAUUUCCUGGAGGUACGCGCUCGACAGUGGCAGAAAACACGCUCUCGAAAAUCCAUUUUCAGGACCUUUGUGGUAUCCUGGAGGUGGAUUCACAACUUCGAAAAUUGUUCAUUGGUUCUCUGUAUUAUUUCUUCAUAUUAUCCCGGCUUAUUUAUUGGACACAUUAUUAUAUGUCACUGGGAAUAAACCAUUUCUUGUAAAAAUUCAAAAUCGAGUUACAACGGGUCUCGAUUUACUGCAAUAUUAUACGACGAAGCAAUGGAAUUUUCGAAAUGACACGAUGAAAAAUUUGGAGAACAGUUUAUGUACAUCUGACAGAGAAACGUUUUUUAUGAAUACCAAGGCUAUUUGUUGGAAUGAAUACAUAUUAGAUUAUAUAUUGGGUACUAGAAAGUAUUGUUUAAAAGAUGAUCCUUCAACUUUGCCACGUGCAAGACGUGUUUUUGCAUUUUUAUAUGUUGCAGACUUGUGUCUUAGGAUAAUAUUUGGAAUUUUAAUUGCUUGGUUCAUUUAUUCUUGGAUGGUGCCAUUUAAAACUUUAAUGGAAGUCAGAGAAAUUUGAAUUGUUUAAAAACUUUUUGAAAAAUUUCCUUUUUUUAUCAUCUUAAUUUAUGACUAAAUUAUUUUUUUUAUGGCAAAAUUAAUUAAUAUAAAUAAAAAAAAAAAUGUUUUGACAAAAAUGUAAUAAAAUAAUUUCUAGUUAAAAACAUUAGUAAAAUUGGAUUAAAAUUAGAAAAAAAUGUGAAUGUUAAAAAGUAACUAAUUAGUGUUAUUAGCUUUGUUGAUUAAUAAUUAUUAAAACGAAAAUUUA